Messenger RNA from Owenia fusiformis, 411 nucleotides. The record is from the annotation of a GenBank genome assembly. Lineage: Eukaryota; Metazoa; Annelida; Polychaeta; Sabellida; Oweniidae.
GAUACCUGUGGCUAUGAACAUAAUCAGCACAUGUCCUGGUUGAUCAACGUUGAUUCCAAUAUGGUUGUUAAUCUAACAUUUCAUGAUUUUGACAUCGAGUAUCACCCAAGAUGUGAAUUUGACCACAUAAGACUUUGGGAUUUCUAUGGAAACCUUGGAUCAUUUUUGUGUGGUUCAAAGGCACCCUAUCCCAUUAAGUCUAGAGGGAAUUGGAUGCUCGUGCUGUUGAAUACUGAUGGGGAAAUAGCGAGACAAGGGUUUUAUGCAACAUUUGAGGCUAUUGACAAAGAUGAGAUAGUUUCGAUGACUACCGUUGCUCAAGCGAACACAGCUGCUACCUUUAUUACUGAAUGUAAAGGGGACUCCGACUCUAUAUAUUUGAAUGGAAGUUCUGGUGACUUUUCAUCCCCA